Molecule: messenger RNA, 618 nt
Organism: Naegleria gruberi
Lineage: Eukaryota; Heterolobosea; Eutetramitea; Acrasida; Naegleriidae
Exons: 1
Coding region: 1-618 (205 amino acids)
Molecular function (GO): monooxygenase activity; heme binding; oxidoreductase activity, acting on paired donors, with incorporation or reduction of molecular oxygen
Source: RefSeq, a predicted model, not a curated record
AUGUUUGCACUUGUUGCGUACACGCUAUUAGCCAUCUUGCUAACUGCACUGAUCAGUUUAUCCUUUCGUCUCUAUCAAAACUAUUCGAAAGUCAAAAACAUUCCAGGAUCAUGGCAAUUAAUGAAUUUUGUCAAGAGAGUUCCAAUCAUUGCCUCUCACUUCUUCCUUGGCUCUCAUCAUUCCAUGUAUCAACUCACCCAAGAGAAGGGAGAUUCCAAAACCAAAACAGUUCGUGUCUCAAUGCUCAAAACUAAUCUCAUCUCCAUUUGUGAUCGUGAUCUUCUCAAAGAACUGCUCGUAGCCAAAGGACACAACUUUGUCAAGGAACCUGAUAUGUACGAUCCAUUCAACCUUUUUGGAGUUAAUAUUUUGUCUGCUUUGGAUGCAAACUCUGAAACUUGGAAAAAUCAUCACAGAGUUGCAAAUUCUGCAUUUUCACCUAAAAAUUUGGAAUUUGUUGCUUUGGUUGCGAGUGAGAGUGUUGAUUUGAUGAGAAGAACGAAAUGGGAUAAGGAAAUUAAGAGUGGAAGUGUUGGUGCUGGUGUGUUGAUUGAUUCGACUGCUGAUUUUAGUGAUAUUACUUUGGGUGAGUUUAUAGUUUCGAAUUUAAAUUUAUAA